Staurois parvus is the source of this 2173-nucleotide messenger RNA. Lineage: Eukaryota; Metazoa; Chordata; Amphibia; Anura; Ranidae. The record is from the annotation of a GenBank genome assembly.
AUGCCGAGAUUAAAGACAACAAGAGUGAAGAGAAAGAAGACAAAAGUGCUUCGCCAGGGGUUUGCUGCAAAAAGAAAGAAAACAUAUUUGCAGCCCCCUACAGAUUUUGAAGACGUGGCUGUGUAUUUCUCAGAGGAAGAAUGGCGAUAUCUAGAAGCCGACCAAAUUGACCUCUAUCGUCAAGUAAUGCUAGAAAAUUACCAAACAAUCCACUCUCUGGGAUACCAGAAUGAGAAACCAACUUUAAUAUCGAAAAUUGAGCAAGGUCAAGAUCUGUACAUUACAGAACUGAAAAAAACAUUCACAAGGUGCCCAUAAUUUCAGCACAGAAGAGCUCUAUACAUCUCUGUUAACACCUGAAGAAUUGGCCAUGGCACAACUGCAUUUAAAAGGUGACCUAGAAAAUGGUACAAAACCUUCCUCUAAUGAAAAUGUGAGUCUACGAGCCAGACGCCAGUACAACUUCAGAGACCGAGUUGCCGUGGAGUACACUAUGUUUUAUGAUGAUGUAGAGGAAGUGAGAGAACUUAAACCUCAAAAACGCUUGCAGAGGAAGUCGAGAUUUGGCAAAAUUGUCUAUGCCCCAAAAUUCAACACAGAAGAGCUACAUAUCUCUUUGUCAACCCCUAAGGAAUCAACACUGGAAGAAGGUCACUUUAAAGGUCUCCCAGAACACAUUACAAAAACCUCCCCUAAAGACAAUAGGAGCCUUGCCCCCCAACGUCAGUACAACUUCCGAGACAGAGCUGCAGUGGAGUACACCAUGUUUUGUGAUGAUGAAGAGAAAGUUAAAGAACUUAAACCACGCACAAACUUGCAGAAGAAGCCAAGCUAUUGUAAUAUCAUAGAUGCCCCAAAAUCUAACCUAGAAGAGCUACUUACAUCUUUAAAACCUAGAGCAUUUAUAGGGCAAGAAAUACACUUAACAGGUGACCUAGAAAACAGUACAGAAACAUCGUCCAGUGGAAAUGGGAGUCUGCCCCUGAAUCGCCGGUAUAACUUCAGAGACAGACUUGCUGUGGAGCACACCAUGUCUUAUGAUGAUAAAGAUGAAGUGAGAAAACUUAAACCUCACAAGAGCUUACAAAAGAAAUCAAGCUAUGGCAAAGUACGCUGUAGCAAAAUCCAACCGUGCACCUUGUCUUAUGAAGAUGAAGUGAGAGAACUUAAACCUCAAAAGAGCUUGCGGAGGAAGUCUAGUCGUGACAAAAUUGUAGAUGCCCCCAGAUUCAAGAAGGAAAAGCUACAUACAUCUUUUUUAACACCUGAAAUAUUGACAGGGAAACAAGUACACUUCACAGGGGACCUAGAAAACAGUACAAAAACAUCCUCUGAUAAAAAUGGCUGUCUGUCCCCCAACCGUCAGUACAACUUCAGAGAUAGAGGUGCGGUGGCGUACAGCAUGUUUUAUGAUGAUGAAGCUGAAGUGAGAGAACUUAAACCUCACAAAAGCUUGCAAAAGAGUUCAAGCUAUGAAAAAAUCCAGCCAAAGUGUGGCCGUUACAGUUGUACUGAAUGUGGUAAAAGCUAUAGUCAAAAACAAACGCUAGUGAAACAUCAGAUGGUCCAUACUGGCAUUUCUAUCUAUGUUUGUUCAAAGUGUGAUAAGUGUUUCACUCAACGCUGCAGCCUAAAGAGACAUGAGAGAGCUCAUGCGGUUGAGAGACCCUGUAUCUGUUCUUACUGUGGUAAGGGCUUUACUGAAUCUGGAUCAUUACUCAAACAUCAGAGAAUUCACACUGGACUUAAGCCGUUUUCUUGCUCGGAAUGUGGCAAGACCUUUAGCAUAAGUACCUACCUUAUUGUCCACCUGAGAACUCACACCGGAGAGAAGCCCUAUGUAUGUGGAGACUGUGGGAAAAGUUUUACUCAAAGUUCCAGUCUUAUCACACACCAGAGAACUCAUACAGGCAUAAAACCGUAUGCUUGCAUAGAAUGCGGGAAGGGCUUUUCUACUAGUUCCCACCUUAUCACUCAUCAAAGAACUCACACAGGAGAACGUCCUUACCCAUGUGGGGAGUGUGGGAUGGCCUUCAAGCAUAGUACCCAUCUUGUUUUACAUAAACGCAAGCACACUGGUGAGCGGCCGUACAAAUGUACUAAGUGCCCGCGGGCUUUUGCCCAGAGACCUCAGCUUCUAAAACACCAACAAAAACGUCAUGCAUAUGAAUAG